This is a messenger RNA of Ornithorhynchus anatinus (platypus), 1459 nucleotides long. RefSeq names its product acid phosphatase 6, lysophosphatidic (gene ACP6). Gene Ontology annotation, molecular function: phosphatase activity. The transcript has 10 exons. Bases 46 to 1329 code for a protein of 427 amino acids. Gene Ontology annotation, biological process: dephosphorylation. The record is from RefSeq and is a predicted model, not a curated record. NCBI's taxonomy places the organism in Eukaryota, Metazoa, Chordata, Mammalia, Monotremata, Ornithorhynchidae.
GAGGUGCAAACGCAUGCCCGGGCUUUCCCAGCCUCUCCCCUCCCCAUGAGACCCGGAGGUUUCGGCCUGCGGCUGUGGGCCCCGGUGGGGGUGCUGACCUCGCUGACCUCUCUGGCCUGCUGCCUCCACGGGAGGAGCCGGGCGGUCCUGGCGGAGGCCGGCGACGAGCGGCGGAGGCCGCUGGAGCUGCGGCUGGUGCUGGUGGUGUUCCGACACGGGGCCCGCACCCCGCUGAAGCCGCUCCCGCAGCAGCACCAGCGGCAGGUGGAGUGGAGCCCGACCCUGCUGGAGGUCCCGGCCCAAACCCGCUUCGACUACACUGUGACCGACCUGGCCGGGGGGCCGAGACCCCCGUCUCCCUACGACAACCAGUACCAGGGCACCAAGCUGAAGGGCGGCGUGGUAGCCGGUCAGCUCACCACGGUGGGGAUGCAGCAAAUGUUCGCCCUGGGUGAGAGGCUCAGGAGGAGCUACGUGGAGGAUGUCCACUUCCUCUCCCCGACGUUCAAGCCCGUGGAAGUGUCUGUCCGCUCCACAAACAUCUACCGGAACCUAGAGUCCACUCGGUGCCUCCUGGCCGGCCUCUUCCAGCGCCAGAAAGAAGGACCGGUCACGAUCCUCACGGACGAAGCUGGGUCCGAAAUCCUUUACCCCAACUCCCUGAACUGCCGCAGCCUGAGACAUAUUACAAGGGACAGGAAGCUGGCCGCCUCCCAGCAGCCAGGCAUCUCCGCAGACCUGAAAAAGGUCCAGGAAGAGAUGGGUUUCCAGGGGCGCGAGGACGUCGACUUCUUCCUUCUCCUGGACAAUGCCCUGGCUGAGCAGAUUCAUGGGCUCCCGAGCUGCCCCCUGCUAAAGAAGUUCACACCGGUGAUCGAACGACGAGCGGUGGACACGAUCCUCUACAUGAUGGGGAGAGGUGACCGCGAAGGGCUGCAGAUGGCCGUCGGUCCCCUGCUUUACACCCUGCAGCGGAACCUCCUCGAGGCCGUGGGCUCGGACCCCCCGUCCAGCGAGACCAGGAAGCUCUAUCUGUACGCUGCCCAUGACGUGACCCUCAUGCCCCUCCUGAUGGCCCUGGGCAUCUUCGACAAGAAGUGGCCCCCCUACGCGGCGGACCUGGCCUUGGAACUGUAUCAGCACCAGGAGUCGCGGGAGUGGUUUGUGCGGCUGUCUUACCUGGGGCAGGAGCAGGUAGCGCGUGGCUGCAGCUCCGGCAUGUGUCCCCUGGAGGAGUUCCUGAGCGCGCUAGCCCCCUACAGCGUCAGCCCGAACCAGUACAGCUCCCUGUGCACGAGCAUUGAACUGCCGGCCGCCCGGGACCCGUGAAGCGGCAGGCGGAGGAAGGGGCAGGGGCUUUCCACCCAGACUAACCGGGACUUGGGAAAGGCGAUGCUUCGGGGCUACCCAGUCACCCUAAUAAACGGGCUGGUUGCACGCGGGCCGGUGGUGUGCGCGA